ACAUAACUAUUGGAGACAGUCCGCCCAUGGAAACUCCGGCCAAGCGGACGGCGGCACACGGCGCAUUGGAUCCGAAACGCCUGUUGCUAAGCGUCAGACGUCAACCGAUGAAGACGCCACUAACCAAGAAGACACCAAGAUCUCGGAGGGGUAAGCGGGGAGCGAAGAAGGUGCCGGCGUCACCCGACAUGAUGGGGAAACUAAUGUUUAUUACCGACAAUAUCCGUGAUUUGGGAGAACGUAACAUUCAGGAACUGAAGCACAUCUGCAGAGAGGAGAGUGUCCCUUUCGAAGGGCUGAAGAAAAUGAAUAUGAUUCUGGCAAUUACGGAGAAGCGAUCGAAUGCGGCGUUCAACACGGAGGUGGGAAAUGUUGCAACUACGGAGGCAACGGGCGAGGAGUUGGAGGCGAACAAGCAUGAAGAACAAGUUGAGGAGGAAGCAGCGAGCGAGGAGGAUUCGGAGAACUGAACAACUGAAGAGUACUGGAGACUGUGUAGAGCGCUCAUAGGCGUU
Molecule: messenger RNA, 515 nt
Organism: Chara braunii
Lineage: Eukaryota; Viridiplantae; Streptophyta; Charophyceae; Charales; Characeae
Source: the annotation of a GenBank genome assembly